Molecule: messenger RNA, 660 nt
Organism: Aptenodytes forsteri (emperor penguin)
Lineage: Eukaryota; Metazoa; Chordata; Aves; Sphenisciformes; Spheniscidae
Gene: CAMK1
Product: calcium/calmodulin dependent protein kinase I
Exons: 6
Biological process (GO): peptidyl-serine phosphorylation
Cellular component (GO): intracellular anatomical structure
Molecular function (GO): calcium/calmodulin-dependent protein kinase activity; calmodulin binding; ATP binding
Source: RefSeq, a predicted model, not a curated record
AUGCCUCCCCCCCCCCGCAGGAUCAAGCACCCCAACAUCGUGGCCUUGGAUGACAUCUACGAGAGCGGCACCCACCUCUACCUCAUCAUGCAGCUGGUCUCGGGGGGGGAGCUCUUCGACCGCAUCGUGGAGAAGGGUUUCUACACCGAGCGGGACGCCAGCACCCUGAUCCGGCAGAUCCUCGAUGCCGUCAAGUACCUGCACGACAUGGGCAUCGUCCACCGUGACCUGAAGCCCGAGAACCUGCUCUAUUACAGCCUGGACGAGGACUCCAAGAUCAUGAUCAGUGACUUUGGGCUCUCGAAGAUCGAGGGCUGCGGCAGCGUCAUGUCCACAGCUUGCGGCACCCCCGGCUACGUGGCCAAGGACUUCAUCCAGCACUUAAUGGAGAAGGACCCAGGCAAGCGCUUCACCUGCGAGCAAGCCCUGCAGCAUCCCUGGAUCGCCGGGGAUACGGCCCUGGACAAGAACAUCCACCAGUCUGUGAGCGAGCAGAUCAAGAAGAACUUCGCAAAGAGCAAGUGGAAGCAAGCCUUCAAUGCCACGGCGGUGGUGAGACACAUGCGGAAGCUGCAGUUGGGAACCAGCCAGGAGGGCCCCGGGCAGACGACUCCCACCAGCCCCAGCGAGCGGCUGGGUGGGGGCACCAGCAACGGUGAG